UUCGCUGGCUCUUCCUGCUGCUGCCCUCCCGGCUGGCUCUCCUCGGCGCGGCUCUCCCACCAUGUCAGGCCACGCCACCAACCUGAGGGUGAAGCUGCCCCUGCUCUGCGCCCUCCUGCAGCUGGCUACGGUCCUCCUGUUCGCCUUUUUCGUCCAGUAUGACAGCCAGACCAGCCCCCGGCUGUGGCACGAAGAGGAGAUGCAGCUGCACAGCAAAGGCCCCCUGGACCACGACUUCUACCCACGCUACCCAAGCUUCCAAGAUGUCCACGUCAUGGUUUUCCUUGGCUUUGGCUUCCUGAUGACCUUCCUGAAACGCUACAGCUUCGGUGGGGUGGCUUUCAAUUUCCUGAUCGCUGCCUUCGCCCUCCAGUGGUCUAUCCUCAUCCAGGGAUUUUUCCACACCUUUCGCAAUGGCAAAAUCCACGUGGGCAUAGAAAGCAUGAUCAACGCGGACUUCUGUGCCGGCUCCGUCCUCAUCUCCUUCGGGGCGCUGCUGGGCAAGACGAGCCCCGUUCAGUUGCUGCUGAUGGCCGGGCUGGAAGUCACCCUCUUUGGCAUCAACGAGUACAUCCUGCUCAGCCUCCUUCAGGUGAAAGACGCCGGGGGCUCUAUGACCAUCCACACUUUCGGGGCCUACUUCGGGCUGGUGGUGUCCCGGGUCCUUUUCCGGCCCCACCUGGACAAGAGCCGGCAGCGGGAAGGCUCCACCUACCACUCGGACCUCUUUGCUAUGAUUGGCACGCUCUUCCUGUGGGUCUUCUGGCCCAGCUUCAACUCAGCAGUGACCGCCCACGGGGAUGACCAGCAACGGACGGUGAUGAACACCUACUUCUCCUUGGCAUCCAGCACCCUCGCCACCUUCGCCAUCUCCGCCCUGGUGAACCGAGGAGGCCAGCUGGACAUGGUUCACAUCCAGAAUGCCGCCCUGGCUGGCGGAGUGAUCGUUGGCACUUCGGCCGAGAUGGCACUGACUCCCUUUGGGGCCCUGAUCGCUGGAUGCGUGGCUGGCCUGGUGGCCACCCUUGGCUUCCGGUUCCUCACGCCCAUCCUGGCUGCCAGGCUGAAAAUCCAGGACACCUGCGGAAUACACAACCUGCAUGGGUUGCCCGGCGUGCUCGGUGCCCUCCUUGGCGCCCUGGUGGCCGCUCUGGCAACCCCAGAUGCCUACGGAGAGGGGAUGGCGGACGUCUUCCCCCUGGUGGCCUCUGGGCAGCGGAGCUCCACCCGGCAGAGUCUCUUCCAGCUGCUGGGCCUGCUGGUGUCGCUGGGCAUGGCCAUGGUCGGUGGCAUCCUGGUGGGGGCCAUCCUGAAGAUGCGAUGCCUUGCGAUGCCCCCAGACGGUCUGUGCUUCGAGGAUGAAAUCUAUUGGGAGGUGCCUGAGGAACACCAUGAUGGCUUCCAGGUGGUGGAAGCUCUGAGCACGGAGGAGGCAGGCAAGGCCACCCAGGCCUGACAGGCUCCACCGCGGAUGCUGACCUCACCCUCACCAUCCGUCCGUUUUGCCUGGGAGGAAGCGAGGAGGAACCUGUUGCGGGAGGAGCAGCUCCUGACCCUAACCCUGACCCCGCCAGGAAUGGAGCCUGCCUGGAAGGUGGUUUGCAAUGACCCAGGUGCACAAGUUCAAAAGCCCUGUUUCCCACGUGACUCUUUCAGGGGUCCCAGAGUUGGGCCAUCAUAAAAAACAUCCCAGGGCCAACAGCAGCCAAUGCUCUUUUUAAAGUAAGUGUGUUUUCUUUCACAACCACCCUUCCAUUUACAGAAUCCUAUCUGCUUUUCGACAUCAAUCCCAUAGUGCAAAUCAGAAAGACAACCAAAUGUCGGUGGUCCUCAAGUUACCACCACAACUGAGCCCAACGUUCCUGUUGCUAAGUGAAACGUUUGUUAAGUGAGUUUUGCCCCAUUUUUCUUGGCACAGUUCUUAAGUGGAUCACUGCAUUGGUGACGUUAAUAACCCUGUCGUUCAGUGAAUCUGGCUUCCCUGUGUACUUUGCUCGUCACAGGAGUGGAUCCUGUGACCUCAGGAUCCUGCCACCGUCAUAAAUAGGAGCCGGUUGCCAAGCAUCU
This is a messenger RNA of Notechis scutatus (mainland tiger snake), 2067 nucleotides long. It is a transcript of the gene RHBG, whose product is annotated as Rh family B glycoprotein. Gene Ontology annotation, cellular component: plasma membrane. Gene Ontology annotation, molecular function: ammonium channel activity. Gene Ontology annotation, biological process: ammonium homeostasis; ammonium transmembrane transport. The record is from RefSeq and is a predicted model, not a curated record. Lineage: Eukaryota; Metazoa; Chordata; Lepidosauria; Squamata; Elapidae.